Molecule: messenger RNA, 1352 nt
Organism: Chenopodium quinoa (quinoa)
Lineage: Eukaryota; Viridiplantae; Streptophyta; Magnoliopsida; Caryophyllales; Amaranthaceae
Product: protein HGH1 homolog
Exons: 9
Coding region: 119-1105 (328 amino acids)
Source: RefSeq, a predicted model, not a curated record
AUUAGAUUUUUUUUGUUGGCUCUAGGAGAUCCAGCAAUUCCGGUUCUUAUUUUUCUCUCAAAAACUCGUAACUACGAGUGGUUAAAUCUUGGUUGCGGCGAGCUCUAAAGACUUAUCAAUGCCGACGGAGCUUGAAGAAUUGCUGGAUUUUUUAUCUGCCCCUUCUCCUCCGGUGAAAAGGGCCGCUGUGGACAUUGUUCGUAGCUUAACUGGGUCUGAAGAUGGUAUAAAGUCCCUUGCCCAAUAUUCCAAAGUGGUUCUGCAGAAACUAUCUGACCUUUUGGGGGAUCCAAAGGAAGUAUCAGAACCUGCUGCAGAAUCACUUGUAAAUUUAUCACAGAAUUUAGAUCUGGCAGGCCAGAUGGUAUCUAUAGGAAUGGUUAAGAAAGCCAUGGACCUCUUAUAUAAGCCUGAGUCUGCUAUUCGAAGAUUGCUGGUUAUGCUUCUAGUAAAUCUUACUCAGCUGGAUGCUGGUAUUGCUUUCUUACUUCAGGUUGAAGAUGAGAAAGUGCAGGGGCUUAAUGUGAUGAAGCUUGUGAGGUCGUUUUGUAGAUCUCCUGAUGGGAGCAAAGAUGAUCCAUUUGAGCAUGUUGGCUCUAUACUUGUGAACAUUUCAAAGAAAGAAGCAGGAAGGGAAAUUUUGUUGGAUCCCAAACGUGGACUUUUAAAGCAGAUAAUUAUGCAAUUUGACUCGACCAGUUUACUACGGAAAAGGGGGGUCUCAGGGACUAUUCGAAAUUGCUGUUUUGAUGCUGAAAAUCAGUUGGCAAACUUGCUGUUAACAUCAGAAUUUCUUUGGCCGGCUCUUCUAUUGCCUGUUGCUGGAAACAAGGUAUACAACCAGGAGGACACAUCCAAGAUGCCUUGUGAACUUGGAAAUGCUCUCUCAAUUGAGCGUGAUAGAGUUACUAAUGUUGAGAUUCGUGUUCAAACAUUAGAGGCAAUAUAUCUGAUUGUCUUACAGGAAGCUGGUCGAAGGGCCUUUUGGUCAGUUAAUGGUCCAAGGAUUUUGCAAUUAGGGUAUGAAGAUGAGGAGGAUCCAAAGGUUAUGGAAGCCUAUGAGAGAGUUGGCGCCUUGUUGGUUGAUACGAGUGGGACAGAAUAAUGGCCAAGAACAUCAAUAUACAUGGACAUGUCAAUUCAAGAAUUUGUGUUCGCAAGGAUAAUUAUACUUCUCCAUAGGGUAUAAUUUUCAAGCUCGGACAUGUUUUUUAUCUUGUAGAAAUUGAAAUCAUGUUAUUGUGUGAAAGAUCUGAAAAUUGGUUCAUCGAUGCCUCUCAUGUUAAGUGUUGUGAUAUUAUCAAUUACCUUGACAGCUUGAUAUUGAACAAUUUAGAUACUUUAUAUAUGCA